CAUCUUACUACAAUUUCAGUAAACAACUUUCUUGUAGUUUCUUAAAUUAAAAUCAAAGAUGUUUCAAGUUUCGUUAUCUCCAUGAUGUCAGGUCUUAUGAUAUUUGUAUGAUCGUGUCCUGUUGCAGUUUGUGCAAAACGAUUAUGAAUUUUUAAAGGACCACAGGACAAGUAUAUUGAAUAGUCACAGUAUUGUAAUUUUAGGCUUAGGGCCUUAGACUAGUUUUUAAUUUUAGAACAGAAAUGUCUGUUAUUCUUGAAACAACGCUAGGUGACAUAAUAGUUGAUCUUUAUACUAGUGAAAGACCAACAUCAUGUUUAAAUUUUUUGAAACUAUGUAAGAGUAAAUACUACAACUUCACUUUGUUUCAUAAAGUUGAACGCAACUUCAUUGCACAGACUGGUGACCCAAGUGGUACUGGUAGAGGUGGAGAAUCUGUGUUUUGCCGGUUGUAUGGCGAACAAGCAAAGUUCUUUGACGCUGAAACAAAGCCAAGAAUUAAGCACCGCAAACUAGGAACAUUAUCGAUGGUGAAUAAUGGUAAUAAUAUGCAUGGUUCUCAGUUUUUCCUUACGUUAGGUGAAGAUUUGGAAUAUCUUGAUGGUGUACAUACUGUGUUUGGGGAAGUCACUGAAGGAAUGGAUACUCUGAUGAAAAUUAAUGAAGUUAUAUGUGAUGAAGAACAUAGGCCAUAUCAGGACGUUCGACUAACACACACAGUUAUUCUCGAUGAUCCGUUUGAUGAUCCUCAUGGAUUGGAAAUACCAGAUCGUUCUCCAGAACCAACCAAAGAACAACUCAGCAGUGGGCGAAUUGGUGCUGAUGAAGAAAUUGAUGAUACUAAAGGAAAGAGUAUGGAAGAAAUUGAUGAAGAAAUCAAAGAUAAGACUGCUAAAGCUCAAGCAAUAGUACUGGAAAUGGUGGGUGAUAUUCCAGAUGCUGAUGUGAAACCUCCAGAAAAUGUGCUUUUUGUAUGUAAAUUAAAUCCAGUAACAUCUUCAGAAGACUUGGAAAUAAUUUUUUCACGGUUUGGCCCAAUAAAAAGUUGUGAAGUUAUUAAAGACAGAAUAACGGGAGAAUCAUUGCAAUAUGCUUUUAUUGAAUUUGAAAAUGAAAGAGAUUGUGAAAAUGCUUACUUCAAAAUGGAUAAUGUGUUGAUUGAUGAUCGACGCAUACAUGUAGACUUUAGUCAGUCUGUAGCAAAGCUGAAGGAAGAAUCAGUGCAAAGAAAUAAGUUAGAAAAAGAAGUCAGACCAAAAUAUUCACUUAAAGAUAAAUCUUCAAUACAAAAGGAUACUUCGUAUGAAUUAAUAUUUGAUGAAAGUGUUAAUGUUAGUCCUAAGUUAAACUCAAAGAAAAAGAAAAAAAAACACAAAAGACUUGGAAGCUCAGAUGGUAGUGACAAAGAAGUCAGAAAUAGAAAACACAAGACAUAUGAUUAUUCAAGAUCAAAAAGUGGUAAAAAACUGAAGCACCAUUAGUUUAAACCAUUCACAGAUGUAUUUGUUAAAAAAGAAAACCAUACACAUAUGUAUAUAAACAAAAUGGAAUUAAAUGAAGAAAAAUGUAUAAAUUAUUUGAAAGUGAAUUGAAAUAUACCAUUUUCCAUAAAUAAACAAAAAAUACUAAGUUGAAAUUGUACAAGAAGUAAAAUUAACUAUGUAGAACUGUAAUUUUUUAUAUUUAUAAUGUUUGGUAUUUGUGUAUUUUUCAGCAAAUGUAAAAUUUGUCAAAGCAUUUGUAAGAAUAUUGAAUAUAAGGAAAUUAUAAAAUAAUUUUUUCAAUAUAUUAAGUAUAGAUAAGAACAUCAAAAAAUGA
Molecule: messenger RNA, 1818 nt
Organism: Limulus polyphemus (Atlantic horseshoe crab)
Lineage: Eukaryota; Metazoa; Arthropoda; Merostomata; Xiphosura; Limulidae
Product: peptidyl-prolyl cis-trans isomerase-like 4
Exons: 1
Coding region: 243-1481 (412 amino acids)
Biological process (GO): protein peptidyl-prolyl isomerization
Cellular component (GO): nucleus
Molecular function (GO): RNA binding; peptidyl-prolyl cis-trans isomerase activity
Source: RefSeq, a predicted model, not a curated record